Molecule: messenger RNA, 2190 nt
Organism: Debaryomyces fabryi
Lineage: Eukaryota; Fungi; Ascomycota; Pichiomycetes; Serinales; Debaryomycetaceae
Exons: 1
Coding region: 1-2190 (729 amino acids)
Source: RefSeq, a predicted model, not a curated record
AUGUUGGAUUUAUUAAAAGUGCUGACAACUGUAUAUAGUUUAUCAUUAUUGCCAUAUUUAAUCAGUUCUAUAAUGUUAAUUGUUGCAUAUUUCAGUAAAUGCAAGCUAAUGAGAGUGGUUACAGUUGUUUAUGUUUGUCAUUUAAUACUAUGCGUACUUUCUGGAUAUUUUCCGAGAUUUUUUUGGUAUCAACCAGAGGUUUUACUGAUUAUAAAUGCAUAUAAUAUCGAUUCGUCUACAGCUCCGUUGCUUGAGAUAUUGACUAAGUCAUAUAUACCCAAUGGCUCUAUUGCGUAUAGGGAUGAAGAAGAUAGAAGGUCAAUAUGCUUGUCUAAAAAUGGAUAUUUUGGUUUCGAUAAUGAAUAUGAUCCACGAUUAUUACCGGCUCUUUGGUUUUCUUAUCUCUCACGUAUGCUAAGGCAAGAAUCUUUCGAGAGUGUUGAUGAAUUAAGGAUCCCUUUUAGUUGGGACUCGCUUCUAGAUUUGCAGACUAGACUUUAUCUCCAACACAAGCCGUUCCGAAAUCUAGAUUGCAGUAAAUUUUACGAUUUUCAUGGGCUCAAUGGGACCGAAUUUUUGGAGAGUUGCCAGGAUUUACCAAACCGUGAAGGUAUAGGAGGCAUUCAGUUUAAAAUAUUUCAACCUGUAGAAGCCUCGAUGUCUGAAGAAGUAAGGAAAAUCAUUGGAUCUUCAUACUUAAUGCACUCUGCACCUCCUCCAGAGAAGCUCUUUCUACUAGGGGUAGGACCAAAUAGAAGUGGACUUAUAGUUCCAACAUACUCAUUGAGAGAAGAUUAUAGAAAGAGUGAUUUGUUUUAUUUUAUAAGAAACCAAACAAUCUGUUUAACUGGCAUAACUGGUCAGAGUAUAAGUAUACACGAAGAAGUAGACAAACUUAUGGAGUUGUUAUCUUUACGAAUUGCCAAUCUUUCGUAUGUUGCAGAUGAAGAACUAACUGGUGAUAUGUUUCGACUUGUUAUAUCUGGUGAAAAUAACUCUAAUCGUUUAACAAAGGAUGAUUUUUUUUUGGGUGAAGUUAAUAGCUUUCUCAAGGAAAAGUUGAUAGGAUCUUUGAACAGCACGUUGGAUCACAAUUUUUAUGAAAAGAUUUUAUCACAGAUCGAUAUAGUUAAUUCGACCCGAAAUAAAUAUUUCCAUGAGGCAACGGUUGUUGGACAAACAGACAAUCAUUAUGAUUGGCGAUUUUUCAAGCAACUACAUUAUUCCAAUUAUGAAAGAAAAGCGAUAUUACAUCGAUUAAGUCGAGCAUGGCUACGGUUUUCUAACACAUUAGGUAUUAAAACUUGGAUUGCCCAUGGUUCUUUGUUGGGGUGGUAUUGGAAUGGUAUGAGUUUGCCGUGGGAUCAAGAUUUGGACGUCCAAAUAACUAUGGAAUCGUUGAUAAAAAUAGCAAAAUACUAUAAUCAGUCUUUGGUAUUAGACCUAACCGAUCAAGAAUUCAACUUGAAUCUAGGUGUUGGCUCCUAUUUAGUGGAUGUUAGUCCGGCAUUAUUUGAUAGACAGAAAGGCAGCGGUGAAAAUACGAUAGACGCAAGAUUCAUUGAUACAGAAACAGGCUUCUAUGUUGAUAUCACAGCGAUAGCUUUCACAAAUACUGUGAAUGAUAUCUCAAUAAAUGAUAAGUCAUUUUCUGAGUUGAAUCAAGUCUUGGACAAUGAUUUUGUUAUGAAAGAUAACUCUCAUACUAUUCUGAAAGAGGACCUUUAUAAGGACUUAUCUAUCAGAAAAACAGAGCUUUGGAAUGCUCAGAAUGUUUUUAACUGUAAGGAUAACCAUUUCUAUACGCUCGAAGAUUUGAACCCCUUAAUUCCUACACUAUUCGAAGGAUCUAUCGCUUAUGUACCGAGAGGAUUUAAGCAAAUAUUGCAAAGAGAAUAUAAUCGUGGUUUGCUCUACUAUCAUUAUGCGAAUCAUGUUUUCAGGCCGGUGUUAGAUUUAUGGGUACCACGGUAUAUAUGCAAAGAUGAUUAUAUUGGAAACAAGUGCUUUGAUACAGAAACUCUAUUAGAAAUGGAGUAUACUAAACCCUUAACUAAAAUACAUAGGAGAGAAAUGCUGAACCAAAAUCGUGAAUCGUAUAAUAUAAAUGAUGAGCUAGCACCUUUUAGAUUGGAUCCUUGGAUUAUCAAAAGGGCAGAUAAAAUUAAGCGGUGCCUAGAUACUCGAUGA